Messenger RNA from Aspergillus fischeri NRRL 181, 381 nucleotides. RefSeq lists its product as uncharacterized. The record is from RefSeq and is a predicted model, not a curated record. Lineage: Eukaryota; Fungi; Ascomycota; Eurotiomycetes; Eurotiales; Aspergillaceae. Bases 1 to 381 code for a protein of 126 amino acids. The transcript is spliced from 2 exons.
AUGCAGCCCAGACCAUCAUGCAAGCUGUUACAUAUAAGGGCGAGUGGAGUGGUCCUGGAGAAGCUGUCCAGCUAUGAGCAGCGCAACUGGUCACCUGCGCCGGUAUUUAAUUUCAAAUAUGGUGAUGAUCCACCGUAUGGACCUGACGAUAUCUUUGAAUUCGCAAUGUGGGCCUUCGGUGAUGAUGGUCUUCCCAACCUUGCUGUACUCGCUUGGGGAGAUUUCUCGUAUGAAGGUCGCUAUUCGAAAUUCAAUGCACUUCUCUGCAGAUCUGACAAUGGCUAUCGACCCCUAAACUCGGCCGACGUAUCGCUUUGGGAUCUUGUGCAAAACAAUAUGGACAUGCUGGCAGCCUGUCCUUUGGAUGAUAUCAUGGGAUAA